Molecule: messenger RNA, 7219 nt
Organism: Gadus macrocephalus (Pacific cod)
Lineage: Eukaryota; Metazoa; Chordata; Actinopteri; Gadiformes; Gadidae
Gene: cblb
Product: Cbl proto-oncogene B, E3 ubiquitin protein ligase
Biological process (GO): cell surface receptor signaling pathway; negative regulation of epidermal growth factor-activated receptor activity
Cellular component (GO): membrane raft; plasma membrane
Molecular function (GO): phosphotyrosine residue binding; receptor tyrosine kinase binding; calcium ion binding
Source: RefSeq, a predicted model, not a curated record
CAUGUUUCCAACAGCAGCAGCGGCAGCACAGAAAGUGAGUGGGGCGAAGAGAAGUGGACUUAUCGAUUUAUUUGGGAGCGGCCCUUCGCUCACCAGUCGUUCAGCGCCCUCGUCCCACAGCCCGUCGCCGAUUGGUGCACGCUCCAGUCCGUCAUUUUUCUGAUAGGUUCAUGGAAAAUUUUGCUUCAUAUGCAAGCCUAUUGUCACUCCGCCCACCGCUGGGAUUCUCCACUGUCAAGUCUGUAGGCUGGGUAGUACGACCGAAUAGAGCACAUUAGGGGCUUCAGGCUCGUCAUGUAUUUGAAAAACUCAAACGAAACUGUUGUGGAUUAACAUUUCAAGACGUUUCAAAAGGUGGACGGCUUACACUGAGUUAAGAAAACGGAUACUUUCCCAUUUGACGCUCCGUGCUGGAUGUUGACCGAGUUGAGCAGGGUUUUAUUGACGUUCACUGUUUUGGUGGCGUUCGCUCUAAGUUGGGACAUGCCUGUUUUUCCUCCAAGCUAAGAACUCGAUUUAGCGAUGCAUAAGCCCAUGUGUUCGUAAAGAUGAGUUUACAGGAAAUGGCAACUGCUCUGAGCGGCCGAAACCCGGGAGGACGCGGCCCGAACCGAAGCAAGGGUCGGAUUUUAGGCAUCAUUGAUGCCAUUCAGGAUGCUGUGGGACCUCCAAAACAAGCUGCUGCCGACCGGCGGACCGUGGAAAAAACAUGGAAACUCAUGGAUAAAGUCGUCCGGCUGUGCCAAAACCCCAGACUCCAGUUGAAAAACAGUCCCCCGUACAUUCUGGAUAUCCUACCCGACGCAUACCAGCACCUGCGGCUAAUUUUAUGCAAAUAUGAGGAGCACCAGAAACUGUCCCAGCUCAGCGAGAAUGAGUACUUUAAAAUCUACAUCGAUAGCCUCAUAAAGAAGUCCAAGCGGGCCAUCAGACUCUUCAAAGAGGGGAAGGAGAGGAUGUACGAGGAGCAGUCACAGGACAGGAGAAACCUGACCAAACUGUCCCUGAUCUUCAGCCACAUGCUGGCGGAGAUCAAAGCCAUCUUCCCCGGGGGACACUUCCAGGGCGACACCUUCCGCAUCACCAAGGCCGACGCCGCAGAGUUCUGGAGGAGAUUCUUCGGAGACAAGACGAUAGUGCCAUGGAAGGUCUUCCGACAGUGCCUUCACGAAGUGCAUCUCAUCAGCUCCGGGCUGGAGGCCAUGGCCCUCAAGUCCACCAUCGACCUCACGUGCAACGACUACAUCUCCGUGUUCGAGUUCGACAUCUUCACACGCCUCUUCCAGCCUUGGGGGUCCAUCUUGAGGAACUGGAAUUUCCUGGCGGUGACUCACCCGGGCUACAUGGCGUUCCUCACUUACGACGAAGUCAAGGCCCGGCUGCACAAGUACAUCAACAAGCCCGGAAGCUACAUCUUCAGACUGAGCUGUACGCGGCUGGGCCAGUGGGCCAUCGGCUACGUGACCAACGAUGGGAACAUCCUGCAGACCAUCCCGAACAACAAGCCACUGUUCCAGGCCCUUAUUGACGGCUACAGGGAGGGCUUUUAUUUGUUCCCAGACGGCCGCAGCUACAACCCAGACCUCAGUGACCUGUGUGAGCCCACGCCACACGACCACAUCAAAGUCACUCAGGAGCAGUAUGAGCUGUACUGCGAGAUGGGCUCCACCUUCCAGCUGUGUAAGAUCUGUGCAGAGAACGACAAGGACGUGAAGAUUGAGCCCUGCGGUCACCUGAUGUGCACCUCCUGCCUCACCGCCUGGCAGGUAAGCUGAAGGGGGACCCACCCUCCACAGCAGGCCGUGGACACUCCCGGUCCACUUGGGCCCAAUACGUGCUCCGUUGUACACUUAUUUUCCUGGUGCAUUAUGGGUCUCAAGGGGACACGCCGAGGUAUCUGUAAAUUGGCGUUCACCUCUCUUAUCCAGAUUCAGACGAUUUGUUGUAUUCAAAAAGCAUUCGAGGCAGCCUGCAGUGAACUCCGAUACACGCGGGUUGGGCUGAGGCAUGGUGUCUCAAGGAUGUCCCACCUCUGGACACUGAGGAAUCGAACCAAGUGUGAGUCGACCCCCCCACCCUCACCCCGCUGCCCUGCCCCUCCACCCCCCCUCCAGCACUGUGCGGAGCGGCAGAACUCCCCCAUGGUGUCCCCCACCUCCUCCCCCCUGAGCCAGCGCAGGAAGGCCCACGCCGCCGCCUCUGGGGGGGGCUGCUCCGACGUGGGCCUCUACGGGGUCCAGCACCUGGGCCUGCCCCCCGUACCCCCCCGCCUGGACCUGAUCCAGAAGGGGGCCGGCCGCUCGCCCCGCCAGCCCACCGCCUCGCCAAAGUCGUCUCCAGGCAUGUCCAGGAAGCAGGACAAGCCCCUCCCCGCGCCUCCGCCCCCCCAGCGGGACCCGCCCCCGCCACCUCCCCCCGAGCGACCCCAUCCCCACCCCUUCCGAGUCCCGCCUCCUCCUGGCUGGCCCCCUCCACCUCCUCUUCGUCCUCCUCCUGCUGCUGCCCUUCCUCCCUCGCCUCCCUCUCCUCCUCUUCCUCCUCCUCCCUCGGCCCCUCCAGUGGACCCCCUGUCGCUCCCGUGCGACCCCCACAACAAAGAGCGACGGGGUACUUCUCUUUUCUCCAAAAAUAAUAUACUAACAUCUCUGUGUGUGUGUGUGUGUCUGUGUGGCCGAAUGUGUGCGUGUCUGUUUGUGUGUGUGUGUGUGUGUGUGUGUGUGUGUGUGUCUGUGUGGUCGAAUGUGUGUGUGUCUGUUUGUGUGUGUGUGUGUGUGUGUGUGUGGCUGAAUGUGUGGUGUGUGUGUGCGUGUGUGUGUGUGUGUGUGUGUGUGUGUCAUUUCCCCAAUGGUUUCCAGAUCAGUGAUGACUACGACAUUCUCCCCCCCAGACACUCGCCACCCACAAGCCAUAAACCCCAGAAUCACUUCAGCAGAGGCGGGCUGGAGAGGGAGAGAGAGCGGGGCCCCCCGGAGAGGCCAGAGAUGCUGUACCAGGUGCCCUCAUCCAGCCUGUGUAUCAGCCAAGCCCCUAUCUGCAUCUCCAUAUCGGCCCCCAGCAGGCAUGGGGAGAACGGGUCCCCGGAUCCUCCUUCCUCCUCCUCUUCCUCCUCCUCCUCUUCUUCUGAGGAGAGGAAGGUCAAGCCUCCAGAGCAUGGUGGGCCCUUCGAGCUGGUCAGACCCCCGCCGCCGGCAGCCGCAGCGGUGCAUGCCGCCCCCUGCCCCCAACGCAACCUCAGAACCCCCUCAGACUAUGACGUCCUGCUGGCCCCUCAAGCGGUCGAGGGUCACCUCAACGGCCGGCCCUCCCCCCAGUCCACCCCUCCCCCGCAGCCCCCGCCGCCCCCCCUCCGCCACAGCUGCACCGACCUGCCCUCCUCCGCCUCCUUCCCGGCUGUCCCCCGGCCACACCGCCCGGCGUCGGGCCACGAGCACCUGCUGUUGACCCCAGAGGCGGUGCUGGACAUGUUGAGCGGGGCGGCGCCUCUGCGCCCCCUUCGCAGGCAGGCGGUGGACCAUGUCAAGCACCUCCCCAGGGAGGGCCUGGACCCCCCACACCUGACCGCCGCACAAGGGGCUCCGGACUUCCAGCAGGCACCCGCCCGGCCCCCCAAGCCCUUCCCCCGCAAGGCCCCCCCGGCGCCGGAGGUCCCGCACGGGAAGUCUCACGCGGGGCACCACCCCCCGCCGCCGCCGCCCCCGCCUUCCUGCUCCUCCUCCUCCUCCUCCUACUCCUCUUCGUCAGCGGCGGGGUGCGAGAGCGCCGACGCCAAGAUCGCCCAGCUGAUGGGGGAGGGGUACUCGUUCGAGGACGUGAAGCGGGCGCUGAUGAUCGCCCAGAACAAGGUGGAGGUGGCCCGGAACAUUCUGCGAGAGUUCGCCCUGGUGGCGCCCGGCUCCAAGUCUAGAUGAACGGGCGGGGACCAACGUCUGGACACGCGUCUGGAUGCACACACACACACACACACACACACACACACACACACACACACACACACACACACACACACACACACACACACACACACAGAGGGAGAGGGGAACGCGUUAAAGCUGUGCCCCUUGGUUGAAGGCAAAACAAAAAGGGCUUCUGGAGCCGGGCUCGUUGGGCGCAGGGAGGGUACGGCCGGCGGCCAGCGGUCAGCGGACUGGGGGUCGGGACGGCGCUGACGAUGACGGACUGCGGCACGGAGGCGGGAAACCAGCGAGUGAGGCGCGACCACAGGAGGACCUUCUGCGCUGACAGACGGUGGACGGGGACGUGUUUUCUGUUGUUGCUUUGUGGGUUUUUCUUCAAUAUCUGUGAGAACGGACAGCGAGAUUGAUCACCAGGAAACGGCUGGCCGCGCGCACUGCCUUCGCUCUCACAAGGACAACUCUUUUGUUCAACAUUUCACACACGCUGCCAAUUACUGUUUUUUUGUAAAUGUAAACACACACGCGCACGCACACACACACACACACACACACACACACACACACACACACACACACACACACACACACACACACACACACACACACACACACACACACAUCUAUACAUAUAUAUGUAUGUGUGUAUAUAUGUAUGUGUGUAUCUAUAAGUAAGUAUAUGUGUAUAUAUGUAUAUAUAUAUACAUGCAUAUAUAUGUGUAUAUAUGUAUAUUUAUUAAUAUAUAUGUGUAUAUAUAUAUGACUCCUUCUCGUUCCACCGGUUAAGUCAUCAUUUCUGCACUGAAAAGAAAUAUGCUAAAUGCGUUCAUCGCCUUCCGUUAAUUAUUAAAUUCACGUCCAGCAGGGGGAGACAAACUCUUUUGCUUUAGUUUCCUUCGUCCCAUCAAGGGCUAAGAGAAGGAGAACGGGGGACAGGGAUAAUGACAGAAAGAAUGAUAGAGAGAAAAAGAAAAAUAGAUGGAGAUGGAGAGCGAAUGAGAGCGUAAGAGACUUUGGUUUUGAAUGUAUCAAAAGCUACGUGCCAGUGUGUGUGUGUGUGUGUCUCAGUGUGCGUGUGUGUGUGUGUGUGUGUGUGUGUGUGUGUGUGUGUGUGUGUGUGUGUGUGUGUGUGUGUGUGUGUGUGUGUGUGUGUGUGUGUGUGUGUGUGUGUGUGUGUGUGUGUGUGUGUGUGUGUGUGUGUGUGUGCGCGCGCGCAUUCUAUAAGCAUUUGAGUGAUGGGAGUGGAGCAUAGCCAUGGGACUGUUCAUCCCUUAACUGCCAAAGAACGGUUCAUUUGGAAAUGUCAGGUUGGGUUCCCUGGAAGCGAUGCGCCGCCGCAGGCUGCUAGGGCGUCGCUGUGCUAUGCCAUGCUAUGUUGUUGUUGUCGUUGAUGUUGUUGCUGUUGUUGUUGUUGUGGUUGGGUUUGCUCCGGUGCACGGCAGAGGUGGCCACAGUGCAUUAGGUACCGCUGGUUCUGCACCAGAAGCCGCUCAGCAUGCACACGGCACCACGUUGGUGCAGCUAUACCUUCAGUGGCUCUCCCAGUCUGGGUUUCCUCGAGGACCCUCAUGCGUUUCAUCGAGUCGUAUUGCAUCACUUAACAUUUCCGCCAUGGCAUGGACUGAGGACUGGGGAACUCCCAAUUGCAUUAACUGACCCCACCGAAAAAAAACUUGAAUUGUAGUUGUAGAGGUUAUGUGCUACCUUUUUUGAAUACAUUUGAGCUGGAUUCGUUGUAUAUAUCGCCUUAAUAUCCAAAUGGAAACAAGAGUUUCAAGACCCCUCUGUGAAACAUUUGUGACCUCUACUGGGAGCUGGAUCCACAGGUUGGGAAGCACUGGUUUAAUGAAUCUAGGAUCUGUGUGAUGGUGUGUGUGUGUGUGUGUGUGUGUGUGUGUGUGUGUGUGUGUGUGUGUGUGUGUGUGUGUGUGUGUGUGUGUGUGUGUGUGUGUGUGUGUGUGUGUGUGUGUGUGUGUGUGUGUGUGUCUGUGUCUGUGUGUGUGUGUGUGUGUUGGGUUCCUCCGAUGACUGCAAAUGCCUUCAUCAAUUGCUUUCAUUGGAUAGGGGAAAUCACAUGGGUUGAUCUGUCAUUUUUCUAAUAUUUGAGAACAAACGACAAAUCAGUGAGAUCAUAGAUGGUUAAAUAUGUUUGUUCAUUCAAUACCAGGUGUGGCCAUGUGCACACGCACACACACACACACACACACACACACACACACACACACACACACACCCACAAGCAUCUUUUUAAACUGCUUUUGCUGUCGCCAGUUUAACAUGCAUCAGGCAAUCCCGGACCACCUCUUCAUAGUGGAUGAAUCCCUAGUGUGUCUCCCCUGGUGUGGUACCCUAAUCUAAUACAUCUGACAAUGAUUGUGUUAUGCUUGGGUUUUGUAAGAUAGGGCUAAUAACAAGUCUUUGCUGAAAGAAUUGGACCCAACCCCCUCGGGUUGGAUUGGCUAUGGCAGCUUUUUAAUUAGCACUACAUACUUACAACUCCUCAUUCACUGUACAUUUUCUUUGUUUUGGUAUAAUUGUGUUUUUCGCUGCUUUGCAUAUGUGAGGGCUUGUUUGAAUCUUGUUUACCCUCUGUUGCCCCUGCAUCGAGUAUUUGUUUGUUUAUAUCAUUGUUAUAUGAAGCAGCAAUUUUAAAGGAGGAUUUGAAAAUGUCAUAUUUCCCUUUUUGGACGAAAAAAAUAACAAAAUGUUGGUGCAAACUUGCCUCUGUUCAUAGCACCACCGAGCAAAACAGAUAUAUUAUUUUUUUCUGUCUCCGUUGUGCUGUCCUUUCAGUAUUCAGAAUGUGGCAGAAAAUCUCCUCAGUAUGUCCCUUGAUGUCAUGAUGUUGUGCACACCUUUUAUUUACACCAGGCAUGGCACAGCCACUUUAAAGGACCCGUUCCAACGGCCAACGACAGCCCUCCCCGGUCUAUACAGUUCUAGCAUAUUCCAAAGCUGAAUCCAUGUGGCAUUCCAUUUCAACUGAAAGCUUGACUUUGCACGGUGUCUCGAUUUUCUUUGGAUCCUUUCAGAUUGAAAAUAUCUCUGUAUCCACUGUCAGAAAUUCCCCGUGGCGCAUUCCUUUGAAAUUGGUGUAAGUGGCCUUAAGAUUGCAAAAAGGGCAGUUGUUACUUUUUUUUAUAAUUGGUUUUUUCUUAACGUUCUGUGGCAAAAAAAAUACCCUAAACAAAAAACGGUGUCAAAAUAUGUAAAGUGUAACGAGCAAUUAAUUUAUACAUUCAUAAUGCCUUUUUUCUUAGUAUGUUAUUUCCAUGGAUACGAAAUAAAAGAAAGUCAUGUCUAUUGGU